GCCGUUUCAUUGACACGAGCCCGUCUUUUCCCAGUCUGUGCACGCGCGAGCUUCGCUCCAGAGAGGCGACUGCGGAGCAUCAGCGGACUCCGAUACAAAACGGGAGUCUGCUCAACCAUGGGACCGUGGGGGGUGCCGGCUGGCCACAGCUGAGCUCCUCACAGUGAACAGAGCCUGUCCUCAUGUCUGCUCCUGUUAGCCAGAAAGCCUCAACAGCUUCCCAGAGUUUUGACUACUGCAGGUUCAUAGAGCUCGACUGUGUUCCCAUGGAGACGGGCUUUAUGGUCUCCAUGCGCCCAAGUCAUGGACACAUGCCUCACCAAUCUCCAGAGCGACACAGGCGACGGACUGCUCCCUCGUGCAGUAGCAGGGAUCCCUAUGGCAGUGCUUCUGUCUGCAGCAGCACCUCUGGCUCCUGCCGAGGCAGCGAUUGCAGCCCUACGGCCAGGUCAUACCCCACCACGCCCAGGCGUACCGUGAAGUACACCUCCUGCAAUGAUAACCACGGGAUCCGCCCACCUCCCCCAGAGCAGUACCUGACACCCCUGCAGCAGAAAGAGGUGUGUAUUCGGCACCUGCGGGCGCGGCUCAAGGAGAACAUGGAGACGCUGCAAGACAGGGACUCUGAGAUCGAGGAUCUGCGCACUCAGCUGUCCCGCAUGCAGGAGGACUGGAUUGAGGAGGAGUGCCACCGCGUGGAGGCGCAGCUGGCCCUGAAGGAGGCGCAGAGGGAGAUCCAGCAGCUGAAGCAGGUGGUGGACGUGGUGCGGACCAACCUGGGCCCGGGCCAGCAGCACCAGGACGGCGCCGGGCCGGGCCGCAGGCUGGAGGCCCCGGGGAGCCGCGCCUCGCUGGGGCCCGGGGGGUCCCGCUCCUGGGGCGGCUCGCCGGCCCGCUCCCUCACCCGCAGCUCCACCUACACCAAGCUGAGCCACGAGGCGCUGCUGGACCCGGGCGCGGGCCCGGAGCCCGGCCUGAGCGGGGAGGAGACCCAGGACAGCGGCUUCGCCUGCGGGGACAGCCGGGCCGACCUGCUGCUGGACGCGCUGCUGUACGAGGGCCCGCCCUCGCCCUACGCCCUGCCCCGCUCCUUCACCUACGACAAGCUGUGCACCUGCGACCUGCUGCUGGAGGAGCUGGAGGCCGGCAGCAGCAGCCAGCCCUGCCUGUCGCGCGCCCACCUGUACCUGCAGCACCUGCGCGAGUGCGCCGCGCAGACCGAGCACGCCCUGCGGCCGCCCGGCCUCGCCCACCCCAGGUCCCCCUCCUGCAGCCCCUCCUCCACCUGGAUCUCCGAGGAGGGCGAGGGCCCGGACACCGUCGCCGCGGAGACCGUCGCCGUGGACGGCGUCACCGUCGGCGACCCCGACUGGCCCCCGCCUCCGCCCACGCCACCGCCCUCCGGCGCGGUGGAGCUCCCGCCCACAGUCCAAACCUGCCAGCCCACAGGAGCGGGGCCCCUGGAGGAGCACUGCAGGGUGUCCGUGGAGGUGGAGGUGGAGGAGGAGGAGGAGGAGGGGGAGGACACAGGGGUGCGGGACGGGGCGGGGGCCGGGGCAGAGGGGGGACAGGACGAGGCGCCCCUGCAGAAGAGCUACUGGAGCCGCCACUUCCUGAUGGACCUGCUGGCCGUGGCGGUGCCGGUGGUGCCGGCCGUGGCCUGGCUGUGCCGCGGGCCCAGGAGGCCGGGCGAGCCGGUGUACAACAUGGGCUCCCUGCUGCGCGGCUGCUGUGCGCUCACCCUGCACUCCCUGCGCCGCGGGGGCGUGGCCCGGUGCGGCCCUGUCAGCGCCAGGGGCGGGACUGAGAUCUGAGACUCCGCCCACCCUGCAGCCCCAACUCUGAACCGUCCUCACGAUACAUCUGAGCUCACGCGCGGACACGUGUACAGACACGUGUACAGACACGUGCACAGAGACGUGUACAUGUACAGACACGCGCACAGACACACGUACACACAUGUACACACAUGUACAGACGCACGCACAGACACGCACACAAAAGAACAUGACUCACACA
Molecule: messenger RNA, 2019 nt
Organism: Conger conger (European conger)
Lineage: Eukaryota; Metazoa; Chordata; Actinopteri; Anguilliformes; Congridae
Product: syntaphilin-like
Exons: 6
Coding region: 183-1814 (543 amino acids)
Biological process (GO): neuron differentiation
Cellular component (GO): cytoplasmic microtubule; mitochondrion
Source: RefSeq, a predicted model, not a curated record